GACGCGUCGCUCAAAUAACACGCAGCGGCCCCACCACGGCCGACUGCCCACCCCUGCUUAUCCUUCGCCCUCGUGCGUGAUCUUGUGCCACUAGACGUGCAGAAGCUGCGGAACCGUAAAGUGGCUAGGAAAAUAUGCACGCAUGCACAAUAGUUGUCCCGGGAAACCACGGCAGUAGGAGGUAGUUCGCCGGGUUUGGGGAUAUCCUCGGCGCGGAACUUACAUGCAGAUAAUCAACAGUAGUAGGCGAGGGCGCUCGGUUUUGGCCUCGCCUUUUCGAUCUCUCGCCUUUGCGGCCACUUUUGCCCUGAUGUUUGCGUUUGCAUCUGCGUCUGCGUCUGCAUCUGCGUCUGCCUUUGCAUUCGCAUAUGCAUUCGCAUUUGCCCUCGCGGUUGCUUCCGCACUGGGUCUGCUCAGUGCUUCGGCUGUUGUAACAGCCGAUAACAGCCGGCCAAAUUGCCGAGACGCCCGCUGUGUGUCGCACUUCUGGCAUGUGCUGUGUCAAUGCGGAGUGGGGUGGGAGCAGCCCUCCCCUACCCGGGGAUCUUCGGAGUGUAGCUGCCGUCGCCACCAACGUCACUGCUGCCGCCGCCAGCUAUGCCACAGCCGGCGCAGGGGUCGGCCUCCGCACCUGACGCCCGCCCUGCUGCUUCUGCCCUCCGAAGCGGGCCCCGUAAUCUUUUGCAGAGCACCACAGGCAAAUAUUGCUAGUUCGGUAUUGUGGGCAAACCCAAGCGACCGCCAUAGACGCACCCGGACCAUCUCUCUGCUCCCCCAGCCCCCUUCUGCCGCCACGUCCGCCCUGCGCGGAGACUCUUACCGCAUUCGGGUUACAUUGUGCUGGCGGCACGUUAAUUUCCCACAAAUCCGGCGGCCCAGCAAGAGCGCAGCCGCUGCACGAGCGGAUCGUAUUCGGCACUAGUGGCUUAGUAGCCUAGUGGCUUAGUGGCCUAGUGGAGCCGGCACAGGCACUAGCAGGUCCCGCAGGCCUAGUGUCCCAGCCCGGUCCCCUUUC
This is a messenger RNA of Pichia membranifaciens NRRL Y-2026, 1015 nucleotides long. RefSeq lists its product as hypothetical. The transcript has a single exon. Lineage: Eukaryota; Fungi; Ascomycota; Pichiomycetes; Pichiales; Pichiaceae. Bases 224 to 922 code for a protein of 232 amino acids. The record is from RefSeq and is a predicted model, not a curated record.